Entelurus aequoreus (snake pipefish) is the source of this 1382-nucleotide messenger RNA. It is a transcript of the gene mtnr1c, whose product is annotated as melatonin receptor 1C. Gene Ontology annotation, molecular function: melatonin receptor activity. The record is from RefSeq and is a predicted model, not a curated record. The transcript is spliced from 2 exons. Lineage: Eukaryota; Metazoa; Chordata; Actinopteri; Syngnathiformes; Syngnathidae. Gene Ontology annotation, cellular component: membrane. Bases 135 to 1202 code for a protein of 355 amino acids. Gene Ontology annotation, biological process: G protein-coupled receptor signaling pathway.
GACGACGCAGGAGGAGUUUUCGGUUUCGCCCCGCCGGGAAGUUCCAAAGUCCCUCCGGUUACGUGCUGCUUUCCCCCCACCCCGCCGGAACACGGACGAACACUUCCACCAUGGUCGCCGUGCCCUGAGGGGAGAUGGACUUGGCGGGAGAGGAGCUGCUGAACGGCUCCGCUUGUAUGUCCCGGAACGAGAGCGGCGGCGCCGGGCUGCCGCGCGCCUCCGCCGGACUGUCCACUGCGCUGGCCAGCGUGCUGAUCUUCACCAUCGUGGUCGACAUCCUGGGCAACGUGCUCGCCAUUCUGUCCGUGUACAGGAAUAAAAAGCUCAGGAAUGCAGGCAACAUAUUUGUGGUGAGUCUGUCAGUCGCAGACCUGGUGGUGGCGCUGUACCCCUACCCUUUGGUACUGACGGCCAUCUUCCACGACGACUGGACUAUGGGGGACAUGCACUGCCAGGCGAGCGGUUUCAUCAUGGGCAUCAGCGUCAUCGGCUCCAUCUUCAACAUCAUGGCCAUCGCCAUCAACCGCUACUGCUACAUCUGCCACAGCCUGCACUACGACCGCGUCUUCAGCCUCAGGAACACCUGCUGCUACUUGGGCCUCACCUGGAUCUUCACGGCCAUCGCCACCGUGCCCAACUUCUUUGUGGGCUCGCUGCAGUACGAUCCUCGCAUUUACUCCUGCACUUUCGCCCAGACGGUUAGCUCAUAUUACACCAUCUCCGUGGUCAUCAUCCAUUUCCUGAUCCCGCUGCUGGUGGUGUCCUACUGCUACUUGAGGAUAUGGGUGAGGGUGAUCCAAGUGAAACAUCGGGUGAAACCAGAACAAAGAGCCAAACUAAAACCCAGCGACGUAAGGAACUUCCUGACUAUGUUCAUGGUGUUUGUGUUGUUCGCUGUCUGCUGGGCGCCGUUGAACCUGAUCGGCCUGGCGGUAGCGAUCAACCCGGCCAGAGUUGCUCCGAACAUACCGCAGUGGCUGUUUGUCACCAGCUACUUCAUGGCAUACUUCAACAGCUGCCUCAACGCCAUCAUAUACGGACUGCUGAACCAAAACUUUCGUAAAGAAUACAAGACGAUCGUCCUCGCUUUGUGCAUCCCACGUUUACUCCUGGUGGAAAACUCCAGGUGUGUCACAGAGGGCCUGAAGAGUAAACCCUCAGCGGCUGUGACAAACAAUAACGUAGCAGAGAUAAACGUAUAACAAAGGGCAUUUCUCGGGAAUCCGGGUUCACCUGCUGCCUUCAGACAUGCUAUCAUUUUGUUUGCUGCUUAUUCUGUUCUGGUUUUACACCAGGAGCUGAAGCCCGACUACACCUUGACACACGCCAAGCUUACGUGAACCACGACAUCACCCACGGUGCAUUGGUAUUACAAAUUAAAG